Messenger RNA from Arvicola amphibius (Eurasian water vole), 1479 nucleotides. RefSeq names its product calcium-binding mitochondrial carrier protein SCaMC-1-like. Gene Ontology annotation, biological process: transmembrane transport. The coding region runs from base 1 to 1428 and encodes 475 amino acids. Lineage: Eukaryota; Metazoa; Chordata; Mammalia; Rodentia; Cricetidae. The record is from RefSeq and is a predicted model, not a curated record. The transcript is spliced from 11 exons. Gene Ontology annotation, cellular component: mitochondrial inner membrane. Gene Ontology annotation, molecular function: ATP transmembrane transporter activity; calcium ion binding.
AUGCUGUGCUGGUUGCGGAGCUUCGUGCUGCCCCCUGCGGCCUGCCAGAGUGACUAUUCCCAGUUGGCCUAUGAGAUCCUCUUCGAAGACCUGGACAGCAAUGGGGAUGGUGUGGUGGACAUCGUGGAGCUCAGAGAUGGGCUGAGGAACUGGAAUUCCGCCUUUGAUUCCAACUCAGAAAAGACCAUUUUUCGGGCUGCAGAUUCCAAUGCUGAUGCAGGACUAGAUUUUGAAGAAUUUGUACAGUACCUUCAAGACCACGAGAAGAAAAUGAAACUGGCAUUUAAGAGUCUGGACAAAAAUAAUGAUGGAGUUAUAGAUGCUUCAGAAGUAGUUGCUGCUGUGCAGUCACUGGGAAUCCACAUUUCUCUCUCUCAGGCAAAGGAUAUCCUGAAAAGCAUGGACAGCGACGGGUCAAUGACAAUAGACUGGGAUGAGUGGAGAGACUACUUCUUCCUCCACCCUGCGAAAAAUGUCAGAGAGAUCAUUCGUUUCUGGAAGCAUUCCACUAUAAUUGACAUAGGAGAGAGUAUAAGUAUUCCAGAUGAAUUCACAGAGCAAGAAAAGAAGUCUGGGGUAUGGUGGAAGCGGUUAGUGGCAGCCGGAAUAGCGAGCGCGAUCACACGGACAUGCACGGCGCCUCUGGACCGCUUGAAGGUCAUGAUGCAGGUUCGUCGUUCAAAAGCAGGUAAAAUGGGAUUGGUGAAUGAGUUCAAGCAGAUGAUAAAGGAAGGCGGCCUUUUCUCUCUGUGGCGAGGAAACGGUGUGAACGUCUUUAAAAUCGCACCGGAGACAGCAAUCAAGAUCGGGGCCUAUGAACAGUAUAAGAAACUUCUUAGUUUUGAUGAUACUAAUUUAGGAGUUCUUCAAAGAUUUAUAGCUGGCUGCAUGGCUGGUGCAACUUCCCAAACCUGUAUUUAUCCCAUGGAGGUGAUAAAGACCAGGCUGAUUUUAGGUAAAACUGGCGAGUAUUCUGGGAUUGUUGAUUGUUGCAGGAAGCUUCUGAAGACAGAGGGCAUUCAGGCCUUUUGCAAAGGCUAUGUUCCCAACCUGAUAGGUAUCAUACCGUAUGCAGGCUUAGAUCUUGCCAUCUUUGAGCUUCUGAAGAAUUACUGGCUGGAACACCACUCAAAAAACUCUGUGAACCCUGGCAUAGCCAUCGUGCUGGGCUGCAGCACAGUGUCACACACGUGUGGCCAGUUAGCCAGUUUCCCCCUGAAUCUUCUUAGAACUCGCAUGCAGGCAGAAUUGAUGAAUAAAGGAAAAGAAAAAAUACCUAUGUUGCAGCUCAUUCAAGAAAUAUACACUAAAGAAGGAAAGAGGGGAUUUUUCCGGGGUCUCACCCCUAACAUCAUCAAGCUGCUUCCUGCAGUGGGCAUCGGCUGCGUGUCUCAUGAACUGGUGAAGCUGCUUUUUGGAUUAACCUAGAAGUGCAAUGUCAACCUGCUGCCGUUGCUGUAGCCACUGCGGUAUAAGAUA